CCCAUCUUCUCUCCGCCGAGAAGACAGCCACCGUAGAGAGCAGAGAUUGUGUCGGUAGCUAAACCGGAAGACUCUCAAUCCUCUCGCCCUUUUCCUUUUCAUUUUGCUUCGUUCUCUCGCUCGCUUUCCGUCCUCGUCUGUGUCUUUGUGCGUUUUGUUUCUGCGAAGUAAAUCGAUUUUCUUUCAGUUUUCGGUUUUCUGGGAGCGGUUUGUUUGUUUGUUUAUGUGAAUUGGAUCUCGAAGAGUCCGACGGAGGACACUAAAAUAACUUGUAGUCUUCAACACUCCUUUCGUUGAAUCUGAGAGUUUUCAUCUAACAUAUAGUUUUUGUGAGUUUUUGUGCUGGAGAAGGUUUCUUGGUGAAAAUUGUUGGAUUUGGUCUUUGCACAUAGGUAUAGAUCCGGUGGUUAUCUCCUGAAGUUACCGAAUCAGGUGAUCUUCUUGACGUUUCCUCUCGGAUUUCCUUGUUAGAUUCGAGAUCUGUUUUUUCCUUUUUUGGACUGAGCUGAUCGGAUAUUAAUAUUAAUCUAAAGGCAAUUUUAAUUAAGAAUCUGUUAAUCUUGUAAAGAAAACAACGUUCUUCAGCUCUCUGCUUCCCUAAUCGUAUAUACAUCAUAUCCAGAAUGUCGGCGACGUCUGGUUCUGGUUCUGUUGUUCAAAUCCGAAACAACUCUGGUUCGGGUCUUGUCCCUUCUCGGAAGCGCCCUACCUUUGCUCACCAAUUCAAUGUGACUCCUUUGAGUCGCUUCAAUAACAAAUCGAAGGGUUCGAGCUGCUAUGUUUCAAAACGAACUAAUGUUGUUGAGAACAAGUUUUUGGGGACCAGAUUGCGGGGAUGUGGAUCAGAAAGGCUUCAUUUUUGGCAAUCGGAUGGUCCUGGUCGAUCGCCGAAGCUCAGAGUUGUUGUGCGGUCGGCAUUGUCGCAGGUGCCGGAAAAGCCUCUCGGUCUAUAUGAUCCGUCUUUCGAUAAGGAUUCUUGUGGCGUUGGGUUUGUCGCAGAAUUAUCGGGUGAAAGCAGCCGAAAAACGGUGACGGAUGCUGUGGAGAUGCUGGUGCGUAUGUCUCACAGAGGUGCAUGUGGCUGUGAAACAAAUACUGGCGAUGGAGCUGGCAUUCUCGUUGGUCUUCCUCAUGACUUCUUCAAGGAGGUUGCACAGGAUGUUGGGUUUGAGCUACCACCCCCUGGGGAAUAUGCAGUGGGCAUGUUCUUUUUGCCCACAUCUCACACUCGAAGGGAAGAAAGCAAAAAUGUAUUUACAAAGGUUGCGGAAUCUCUUGGGCAUACAGUACUUGGGUGGCGUUCUGUCCCAACAAAUAACUCAGGAUUGGGCAAUUCUGCUUUGCAGACAGAACCUGUUGUUGAACAGGUGUUUCUUACACCUACUCCUCGAUCAAAAGCUGAUUUUGAGCAACAGAUGUACAUACUAAGGAGGGUCUCAAUGGUUGCUAUCAGAGCUGCACUGAACCUCCAACAUGGAGGAGUAAGGGACUUCUAUAUAUGUUCGCUUUCCUCAAGGACUGUUGUUUACAAAGGGCAGUUAAAGCCUGAUCAAGUGAAGGGAUACUACUAUGCAGAUCUUGGCAAUGAAAGGUUUACGAGCUACAUGGCCCUGAUACACUCUAGGUUCUCUACAAACACAUUUCCUAGUUGGGACCGAGCUCAACCCAUGCGUGUAUUGGGCCACAAUGGGGAAAUCAACACACUUCGAGGCAAUGUAAACUGGAUGAAGGCACGUGAGGGUCUAUUGAAGUGCAAGGAACUUGGCCUAUCAAAGAAUGAGAUGAAGAAGCUUCUACCCAUUGUAGAUGCCAGCUCAUCUGAUUCAGGAGCUUUUGAUGGCGUUCUUGAGCUUCUGGUUCGAGCAGGUAGAAGUCUCCCCGAAGCUGUCAUGAUGAUGAUACCUGAAGCAUGGCAAAAUGACAAGAAUAUGGAUCCUGAUCGAAAGGCCUUGUAUGAAUAUUUCUCAGCUCUAAUGGAGCCAUGGGAUGGGCCUGCUCUUAUAUCAUUUACUGAUGGGCGCUAUCUUGGAGCUACAUUGGAUCGCAAUGGAUUGCGUCCUGGUCGGUUUUAUGUAACUCAUAGUGGACGGGUUAUAAUGGCCAGUGAAGUUGGUGUUGUAGACAUUGCUCCUGAAGAUGUGCGCAGAAAAGGAAGACUUAACCCUGGCAUGAUGCUUCUGGUGGAUUUUGAGAAUCAUGUUGUUGUAGAUGAUGAAGCCCUGAAGCAGCAGUAUUCACUAGCUAGACCUUAUGGGGAGUGGCUUAAACGGCAAAAGAUAGAACUAAAGGAUAUUGUGGAAUCUGUUCAUGAAUCUGACAAGGUCUCUCCCACUAUUGCAGGGGUGAUGCCAGCAUCUAACCAAGAUGACAGCAUGGAAAACAUGGGCAUUUAUGGUUUAUUGGCUCCUUUAAAAACUUUUGGUUACACUGUUGAAGCCUUAGAGAUGCUGCUGCUGCCCAUGGCAAAAGAUGGUACUGAGGCCCUUGGUUCAAUGGGAAAUGAUGCUCCAUUGGCUGUGAUGUCAAACAGAGAAAAACUCACAUUUGAGUAUUUCAAACAGAUGUUUGCUCAAGUCACAAACCCUCCUAUUGAUCCAAUCCGUGAGAAGAUAGUCACCUCCAUGGAGUGCAUGAUUGGUCCAGAAGGUGAUCUUACAGAAACCACUGAAGAACAAUGUCAUCGUCUCUCAUUAAAAGGCCCUCUUCUCUCCAUCCAAGAAAUGGAAGCAAUAAAAAAGAUGAACUACAGAGGUUGGCGCAGCAAAGUUCUUGACAUUACUUAUUCUAAAAACCGUGGUAGGAAGGGAUUGGAGGAGACCUUGGAUAGGCUUUGUUCUGAAGCGCAUCAUGCCAUUAAGCAGGGUUAUACAGUGCUAGUACUUUCUGACAGAGCGUUCUCAUCAAAGCGUGUAGCUGUGAGCUCCCUAUUGGCCGUUGGUGCUGUGCAUCAGCAUCUGGUUCAAAAGCUUGAGCGCACUCAGGUUGGGUUGAUUGUUGAAUCUGCUGAGCCACGUGAAGUGCACCAUUUCUGUACAUUGGUUGGAUUUGGUGCUGAUGCUAUAUGCCCAUAUUUGGCCAUAGAGGCUAUUUUGAGACUACAAGUUGACGGAAAGAUCCCACCUAAAGCAAGUGGUGAAUUCCACUCCAAGGAUGAGUUGGUCAAGAAGUACUUCAAAGCAAGCAACUAUGGGAUGAUGAAAGUUCUUGCCAAAAUGGGGAUAUCAACUUUGGCCUCUUACAAGGGGGCUCAGAUUUUUGAAGCUGUGGGUCUUUCAUCAGAAGUGAUCCAGAGGUGUUUUACAGGAACUCCAAGUAGAGUCGAGGGUGCAACAUUUGAAAUGCUUGCACAGGAUGCGCUUGAGUUGCAUGAGAUGGCAUUUCCCACCCGGGUUUUCCCUCCAGGAAGUGCAGAGGCUGUAGCGCUGCCCAAUCCUGGGGAUUAUCAUUGGAGAAAAGGUGGUGAGGUUCACCUGAAUGAUCCCCUUGCCAUAGCCAAGUUGCAAGAUGCUGCCAGAUCUAAUAGUGUGGCUGCCUACAAAGAAUACUCCAAGCGCAUACAGGAACUGAAUAAAACCUGUAAUUUGCGUGGACUUUUGAAGUUCAAAGAGGCAGAAGUGAAGGUUCCUUUGGAUGAAGUGGAACCAGCCAGUGAGAUUGUGAAACGAUUUUGUACUGGUGCCAUGAGUUAUGGAUCAAUAUCAUUAGAGGCACACACCACCCUGGCUAUUGCUAUGAACAGAAUUGGAGGGAAGUCAAAUACAGGUGAGGGAGGUGAGAAUCCAUCUCGUUUGGAGUCUCUCCCUGAUGGAUCAUUGAAUCCAAAAAGAAGUGCAAUUAAGCAGGUAGCCAGUGGGAGAUUCGGUGUUUCAAGUUAUUACCUUACUAAUGCUGAUGAACUGCAGAUAAAGAUGGCUCAGGGAGCAAAGCCUGGUGAAGGAGGUGAACUUCCGGGUCACAAGGUUAUUGGAGAUAUUGCAGUUACAAGGAAUUCCACUGCUGGGGUGGGAUUGAUCAGCCCACCUCCGCAUCAUGAUAUCUAUUCAAUUGAAGACCUUGCCCAAUUAAUUCACGAUCUUAAGAAUGCUAAUCCAUCCGCCCGAGUUAGUGUGAAGCUGGUAUCUGAAGCUGGUGUCGGAGUGAUUGCUAGUGGAGUUGUGAAGGGACAUGCUGACCAUGUCUUGAUCUCUGGUCAUGAUGGAGGUACAGGGGCUUCUCGAUGGACUGGGAUCAAGAAUGCUGGGCUGCCAUGGGAACUUGGCCUUGCUGAGACCCAUCAAACUUUAGUUGCUAAUGACCUUCGUGGACGCACGGUUCUCCAGACAGAUGGCCAGCUGAAAACUGGCAGAGAUGUAGCAAUUGCUGCCCUUCUUGGUGCAGAAGAAUUUGGUUUUAGCACUGCUCCCCUUAUCACACUUGGGUGCAUCAUGAUGCGAAAGUGUCACAAAAACACCUGCCCAGUUGGCAUUGCAACCCAAGAUCCAGUUCUUCGAGAGAAGUUUGCUGGAGAACCCGAACAUGUCAUUAACUUCUUCUUUAUGCUAGCAGAGGAGGUAAGGGAGAUUAUGUCUCAGCUUGGGUUUCGAACACUCAGUGAGAUGGUUGGCCGUGCAGACAUGCUUGAAGUUGAUAAAGAAGUGACUAAGAACAACGAGAAGGUGCAGAAUAUCGAUCUCUCACUACUACUGAGACCUGCUGCAGAUAUCCGGCCAGAAGCUGCCCAGUAUUGUGUACAGAAACAAGAUCAUGGAUUGGACAUGGCUUUGGACCAAAAACUCAUAGCUCUGUCCAAGGCAGCUUUAGAAAAAAGUCUUCCUGUAUAUAUUGAAACACCAAUCCGCAAUGUGAACCGUGCAGUUGGUACAAUGCUUAGCCAUGAAGUGACUAAGCGGUACCACAGUGCAGGGCUUCCAGCAGAGACUAUUCAUAUUAAACUCAGUGGAAGUGCGGGUCAAAGUCUUGGAGCUUUUCUAUGUCCUGGCAUCAUGCUGGAGCUUGAAGGAGACAGCAAUGAUUAUGUUGGGAAAGGAUUAUCAGGUGGCAAGAUUGUAGUUUAUCCUCCAAGACAAAGCAAGUUUGAUCCGAAGGAAAACAUUGUAAUUGGUAAUGUGGCUCUCUAUGGGGCAACAAGUGGUGAAGCAUAUUUCAAUGGGAUGGCAGCAGAAAGAUUCUGCGUCCGGAAUUCAGGGGCAAGAGCAGUUGUAGAAGGUGUCGGUGAUCAUGGUUGUGAAUACAUGACUGGUGGGACUGUUGUUGUGCUUGGAAAAACUGGGAGGAAUUUUGCUGCAGGUAUGAGCGGUGGCAUUGCUUAUGUUUUUGAUGUGGAUGAGAAGUUCAGUUCUCGGUGCAACCCUGAGCUGGUAGAUCUUGACAAAGUUGAAAAAGAGGAGGAUAUUAUGACUCUUAGAAUGAUGAUACAACAACAUCAGCGUCAUACAAACAGCCAGUUAGCAAAAGAAAUACUUGCUGACUUUGACAAUCUUCUACCUAAAUUUAUCAAGGUCUUCCCCAGGGAUUAUAAACGGGUUAUUGAAAGCAUGAAACAAGAGGAGGCUUCCAAAAAGGCAUUGGAGCAGGACACUCAGGAGGCUGAGGAUCAAGACGAGAAAGAAUUAAUGGAGAAAGAUGCUUUUGAAGAACUUAAGAAGCUGGCAGCUGCAUCACUGAAUGGGAAAAACAGUCAGAAGGUGGAAGAGGCUGAACCAGAUAAGAGGCCUACUAGAGUAGCCAAUGCUGUCAAACAUCGAGGUUUCAUUGCCUAUAAGCGUGAGGGAAUUUCAUACAGAGAUCCAAAUAGCAGAAUGAAUGACUGGAAGGAGGUUAUGGUGGAAACGAAACCUGGCCCACUUCUAAAGACCCAGUCGGCCCGUUGUAUGGACUGUGGUACUCCUUUCUGCCACCAGGAGAACUCUGGAUGUCCUCUUGGAAACAAAAUACCCGAAUUCAAUGAAUUGGUGCACCAAAAUCGGUGGCGUGAAGCAUUAGAUCGGCUCCUAGAGACAAAUAACUUCCCAGAGUUUACAGGAAGGGUAUGUCCUGCCCCUUGUGAAGGUUCUUGCGUUCUUGGUAUUAUCGAAAAUCCAGUAUCCAUCAAAAGCAUUGAAUGCUCCAUCAUAGACAAGGCCUUUGAGGAGGGCUGGAUGGUGCCGCGGCCUCCCCCCAAGAGAACUGGGAAGAGAGUUGCGAUUGUUGGAAGUGGACCAGCCGGGUUGGCUGCUGCUGAUCAGCUAAACAGAAUGGGCCAUUUUGUGACAGUGUUUGAGCGUGCUGACCGAAUUGGAGGUCUUAUGAUGUAUGGUGUUCCCAACAUGAAGGCUGACAAAGUGGAUGUAGUUCAACGGCGCGUUAACCUUAUGGCUGAGGAAGGUGUCAAUUUUGUUGUGAAUGCUAGUGUUGGAACAGAUCCAUCAUACUCUCUUGACCGGCUCCGGGAGGAGAACGAUGCCAUUGUUUUGGCUGUAGGAGCCACAAAACCAAGGGACCUUCCUGUUCCGGGGCGGGAGUUAUCAGGAAUCCAUUUUGCUAUGAAAUUUCUACAUGCAAACACGAAAAGCUUGCUUGACAGCAACCUUGAGGAUGGUAACUACAUUUCUGCCAAGGGCAAGAAGGUAGUGGUGAUUGGUGGAGGUGACACUGGCACAGACUGCAUAGGGACAUCCAUCCGCCAUGGUUGCAGUAGCGUUGUGAAUCUAGAGCUUCUCCCUCAGCCACCACAGACCCGGGCUCCCGGCAACCCAUGGCCACAGUGGCCUCGCAUAUUCCGUGUGGACUAUGGACACCAGGAAGCUGCUGCCAAGUUCGGAAAAGACCCAAGGUCCUAUGAAGUAUUGACCAAGCGGUUUAUUGGAGAUGAGAACGGGGUCUUGAAAGGGCUUGAAGUGAUUCGUGUCCAAUGGGAGAAGGAUGCCAGUGGAAAGUUUCAGUUCAAGGAAGUUGAGGGCAGCCAGGAGGUGAUUGAGGCUGACCUCGUUCUGCUAGCCAUGGGAUUCCUUGGCCCUGAGGUGACAGUAGCAGAGAAGCUGGGGUUGGAGCGAGACAACCGAUCAAACUUAAAGGCAGAUUAUGGCCGCUUUGCAACCAGCGUGGAAGGGGUCUUUGCAGCAGGGGACUGCCGGCGUGGCCAGUCUCUAGUGGUCUGGGCCAUCUCAGAGGGCCGGCAGGCUGCUUCACAGGUGGACAAGUUCCUCAUGCGAGAAGACGAACACCUUACCAACAAUUGGCAAGACGACAACAUCAAGAGGCAACAAAAAAGCAUCAAACACACAGUAAUGACAUAGGGUAACCUUAGUCCAUCAAAACGUUGGGGUCGAAAGCCAAAGCAAAAAUGACAAUUCUUACACGCAUAUCGUUCGCGAAAUUGAUAGCAAUGCUCCAUUCCCAGUCGUGAAACCACAUAAGGAAUUGAAGGAGUUGGAAGAAGCUAAGGAGAAACAAGCUGGGCUACUUCUGGGCUAUGGGGUAGGGUUUUAGGAAUUGUCUUGUGUUUAUUUUUAAAGUAUCAUCUUUCUGUCUAUAGGGCUUCUCACCCCUUCUUUUGUUGUCCUCAAGGUCAGCUCUUUGGUGGUUGGUUGAAAAGGAAGAAUAAUGUACAGUUUUGUAUCUGAAUAUUUUCAUUUGAAAAGCUAUAAAAAUGAGGAUUUGUUGCUUAUAAAAA
Messenger RNA from Vitis vinifera (wine grape), 7651 nucleotides. RefSeq names its product glutamate synthase [NADH], amyloplastic. The transcript has 22 exons. Gene Ontology annotation, molecular function: glutamate synthase (NADH) activity; iron ion binding; flavin adenine dinucleotide binding. The coding region runs from base 624 to 7274 and encodes 2216 amino acids. Lineage: Eukaryota; Viridiplantae; Streptophyta; Magnoliopsida; Vitales; Vitaceae. The record is from RefSeq and is a predicted model, not a curated record.